AUGUCGCUCGCCAACCGUCGUUCGGGCGCGCCACACGCCCUCCGCAUCCCAGGGGCCCCGGCCACUCUUCCCUCACGCCAUCUCUCAACCAAAUCAACCGCUCCCCAACUCUGCACGUACGGCCUCCAGCUUUCCUCGCUGCACAUCGAGCCAUCCGAUCCUCCAGCAAUCAAGAAGAAAAACAGCAAGAAGCCCGUCGAGAACCAUGAGAAGCUCCUCGUCGGCCGCGACCCGAGGUGGGCCCAUUUCCACUUCAACGGCUCGUCGGCACUAUGGGCCGUCCACCUUCUUGACCACAUUGAGCAGACGUUCCCGCUGCAACCGAUCAUCGCGUUAACGCCCCAUUGCAAGAUAAUCAGAGGAUGGGAGGCGCACAUUGGGGCGUUUGACAUCAGCCACCCCUCGCGUCUGGAGGGCAAACCCUGGCUUUUCCCCCGCGCCGCUCUGACGUGGUGGAGCGAGAGCUACACUGAGCAGCUGAAACGCCUGUUCCCAAGGGAAGACAUCGUGUUCCUCCUCCACAGGGCCGAAGAGGUGAUCGCAUCACUCAAGGCGGGCGACGACGAAUUUCGCAACCUCAAGGAAAGCCUGUACUGGUUGAUGGCCGAGAGCACCCCAAGCAUCUGCUCCUCGGUAGCGAGCACACACACCUUCUCCCUGUCCACUUCGGUCACAUCCAACCCGUCCACAAUCGCUGACAAAUACACCCGAUCUGUCCUACAAUCAUACUCUGUUAGGAUAACGGCCUUGCGGACAAUGUUCAGCGCCAUCCACCGCCUCCCGGCUCUGCUCGUCGUCAUCCGCUCCUUGUUACAGUACCUGCGUGUCCGCGCUCGGUCAGAGUGCGCCGCCAUUGCGGCUCGCGAGCGGAAGCGUACAAACACAGUAUUUGAUGGGCAGGUGAUCGAGCGUCUUGGUGAGAUGGCUUGUUGGCACGUUGCGCCCGAGGAGCGGCUAGAGGAGCUUGAGGGACUGGCAGUGGAGUGGUUUGAGUGCGGGGAACGCUGGAUGCGUGAUCUCGGACGCUUGGCCGACCUAAUCGACUGCCGUCUGGGGACUGAUUAG
This is a messenger RNA of Cutaneotrichosporon cavernicola, 1065 nucleotides long. RefSeq lists its product as uncharacterized. The record is from RefSeq and is a predicted model, not a curated record. Lineage: Eukaryota; Fungi; Basidiomycota; Tremellomycetes; Trichosporonales; Trichosporonaceae. The transcript has 3 exons. Bases 1 to 1065 code for a protein of 354 amino acids.